Molecule: messenger RNA, 1856 nt
Organism: Pteropus alecto (black flying fox)
Lineage: Eukaryota; Metazoa; Chordata; Mammalia; Chiroptera; Pteropodidae
Gene: SLC25A10
Product: solute carrier family 25 member 10
Exons: 11
Coding region: 1-864 (287 amino acids)
Biological process (GO): malate transmembrane transport; oxaloacetate transport; succinate transmembrane transport
Cellular component (GO): mitochondrial membrane
Molecular function (GO): thiosulfate transmembrane transporter activity; sulfate transmembrane transporter activity; succinate transmembrane transporter activity
Source: RefSeq, a predicted model, not a curated record
AUGGCGGCCGAGGUGCGCGUUUCGCGCUGGUACUUCGGGGGCCUGGCCUCGUGUGGGGCAGCCUGCUGCACGCACCCGCUGGACCUGCUCAAGGUGCACCUGCAGACGCAGCAGGAGGUGAAGCUGCGCAUGACCGGCAUGGCGCUGCAGGUGGUGCGCUCCGACGGCAUCCUGGCGCUCUACAACGGCCUGAGCGCCUCCCUGUGCAGACAGAUGACCUACUCCCUGACCCGAUUCGCCAUCUACGAGACCGUGCGUGACCAGGUGGCCCAGGGCAGCCAGGGGCCCCUGCCCUUCUACAAGAAGGUGUUGCUGGGUUCCCUCAGUGGUUGCAUCGGAGGUCUCGUGGGGACUCCCGCUGACAUGGUCAACGUCAGGAUGCAGAACGACAUGAAGCUGCCCCAGGAUCAGCGCCGAAACUACGCGCACGCCCUGGACGGCCUGUACCGUGUGGCCCGAGAAGAGGGUCUGAAGAAGCUGUUCUCGGGUGCGACCAUGGCGUCUAGUCGAGGGAUGUUGGUGACCGUGGGCCAGCUGUCCUGCUAUGACCAGGCCAAGCAGCUCGUCCUCAGCAUGGGGUACCUGUCUGACGGCAUCGUCACUCACUUCAUCGCCAGCUUCAUCGCAGGUGGGUGUGCCACGUUUCUGUGCCAGCCGCUGGACGUGCUGAAGACCCGUCUGAUGAACUCCAAGGGCGAGUAUCAGGGCGUUCUCCACUGCACCAUGGAGACUGCGAAACUCGGGCCAAUGGCCUUUUACAAGGGCCUCUUGCCCGCCGGCAUCCGCCUCAUGCCCCACACCGUGCUCACGUUCGUGUUUCUGGAACAGCUUCGCAAACACUUUGGCAUCAAAGUGCCGUCCUGAUGGGGCCGUGGGAGCGAGCUGGGCCGUGCUGGCCCCCAGUGCCAGUUCUUCCACAGUCCCGGCAAGCCAAGCGCUGCCCUAAGCCCAGCACCUGCCCGCAGGGCUCCAGCCCCCCAUUCCUGGCCCAGGACGCCCACCCCGUCCUCCCCCACCUGCCUGGGCUGGAGCUCCUUCCAGGAGCUGUCCCCCCAGCACCCCUCCGCUGUAGCUUCGCCUUGGCCCUCCCUACCUGGCACCCCAGUGGCCCCAUCCACGCACCUGUGCCUCACUGGGAGGGGCGGGCUCCAAGUGCAGGUUCAGGCUUCUCCCCUCCCCGAGCAGUCAGCCCUGGCGGGGGAGGGGCAGGCUCCAGGCUUUCUGGGGUCCCCCGCCCCUUCGCCUGAGGCGUUUCUUUCACCGAGCAGCUGCCCAGGGCUCACAGCACCGUCUUCCAGCAGCUUCUUUCAAGGACCUGGGAGGCAGAGCGGGGGGAGUGCAGACCCCCAGCAUUGCCCACCAAAGCGUGUGCCUGCACGCGCACUUUAUCCUAGGAAAGGGACCAUAGCUUUCGUGACGUUCUCGAAGGUAGCUGUGCCCCUGCGCUGCUGGGCAGGUGGCGGAGGAGGCAGGGAACGCAGGGUCUGAGCUGUGGGCCCCUCAGGCCCGUCCCGCCCCAGCCAACCCCCUGUUGCUCUAAGGGUUAGUUUCACCAAAAACCUCAGCGCCAGAGGCGCUGCUGUCUGCAGGGAGCGGAGUGUCUCUCACACCGUCCACGCUGUCCCCUCCGGCCCCCGGGGCAGAGGCGGGCUGUGCCGCGUCCUCGGGGCCCCUCUCUCUGUGGACAGCGAUCACCCUUCAGGGCCCCCAGCAGCUGACCAGCCAAAACACCGCCGCCCAGGUUCUGCUGCCAGAGCAGCCUGACCCUGCAAAUGGGCCUAGGGACUGUGUCUUCACCCCGGUAGGGGGCCGGCCCACAGGGACACUAAUAAAGGACAGGAGCUGCUGUGCGUCUA